GAGCAGCAUCAAGGUUGAGGAGUCUGCAGUCCCGCGUCCCAAGCGCCCUAUUAUGGACUUCCUGGAGGCAGAGGGCGGCUGGAACCUGUCCUUCUCAGGCUCUGGCUACAUGGGCCUCUACCACGUGGGUGUCACCGAGUGUCUCCGCCAGCGAGCACCGCGCCUCAUCCAGGGGUCCCGCCGCAUCUAUGGCGCUUCCUCCGGCGCGCUCAACGCCAUAGGCAUUGUCUGUGGCAAGUCCGCAGACUUCUCCUGCUCCCAUCUCCUGGGCCUGAUGAAACAUGUGGAGCGGCUGAGCCUGGGCAUCUUCCAUCCGGCCUAUGGACCCAUUGAGCAUAUCAGGAAAAAGCUGCAAGACAGCCUUCCUGACAACUGCCAUAUUCUGGCCUCCCAGAAGCUAGGCAUCUCCCUGACCCGGUGGCCUGAUGGCAAGAACAUCAUAGUCACUGAUUUUGCCACUCGGGAUGAACUCAUCCAGGCUCUGAUCUGCUCCUUGUAUUUCCCCUUAUACUGUGGGAUAAUCCCCCCAGCGUUCAGAGGGGAGCGCUUCAUCGAUGGGGCUCUGAGCAACAACCUGCCCUUCUCCGAUUGCCCCGCCACCAUCACAGUCUCUCCUUACAACGGGACAGUGGACAUCUGUCCCCAGAGUACCUCACACAGUCUUUUUGAGCUAACCGCCUUCAAUGCCAGUUUCCAGAUAUCUACCAAUAACUUCUUUCUGGGAGUCAUAUCCCUGUUCCCCCCCAAACCUGAGGUGGUGGCUGACUACUGCAGACAAGGUUACCUGGAUGCCCUGAGGUUCCUGGAGAGACGGGGACUUACCAAGGAGCCAGUGCUAUGGUCACUGGUAUCUAAGGAGCCUCCAGCCCUCGUGGAGGGGCCCAGAGGCACUGACCAUGACCAGGGCCAGAAGGCUGGCCCAAUUGUCAGGUGGGAUGUUCCCAAUGUGCUGGUCAAGGAUGUGCCCAACUUUGAGCUGCUAUCACCGGAGCUGGAGGCUGCACUGAGAAAGGGAUGCAAGAGGGACUUCUGGGCCCAGAUCCAGUGUUCAGUGCCAGGGAAGGUGCUGACCUACCUGCUACUGCCCUUCACGCUACCCUUCGAGUAUGUCUACUUUCGGGGCAGGAGGCUGAUACAGUGGCUGCCUGAGGUGCCAGAUGACUUGUAUUGGAUGCAGGGCCUACUGAAGAGUACCACCGUCGAGGUCUACUCCAUGGCCAAGUCAUGGCUGCUCAGGUUGGGCAGCCCACCUGUCACCAGCGCAGACUCCGGUCUCCCCCGGCAGCUGGGGACAGCUGCAGCUGGGAACAGUUCCUUGAACCACAGGCUUGCUGACUGCGCACUGGGUUAGGCCAACCACGUGUGUGAUCCUCUGAACUCUGUCCUUGCCCUCGUCCUGUGUGUUUAUCCCUGCCCCUGGCUGUAGUGACUCUGGCAGGUGGCCUGUGUCAAGUUCAUCCCCCAGGAUCUCUGAAUUCAAUGCCGAGCUCAGGGAGGUUGCUGAAUUUCUGGCAAAAAGACCUGGCCUCCUGUCCACACUGGACCACGUGCUUCUUGUGUGGUUUCCUGGCAUGGAAUGAGGACCCUCUGCAGCUGUUCCUGGGACCUUGAUCCCCAGGGCCUCUCUGGAUGCUUCCAGCCUACUGUGUGCUCAGGCCAUUGCAAUCUUGUCAGUUUUGUCAGAGAAGAAAAGACAGAGCAAGCUAAGACACGUCUCAGUUCUGGAUCUCCAUGUGAGGGACACAGAAGGCAUAGGCGUCUAAGCAGAGGUGUGUUCUGCACUAGGCUGGGACUGGAGAUGGUGCUCCAGGGCUCUGACCAUGGUACUGACUGCUCUAACAGGGCUCCCCCAUCUCCUUUCUCUGACCCACACUUGUCCUAACCCUGUGACAAGUGCAGGUGGAAGGUGGCUGGCUGGGGAAUCCAUUCUAGAGGGUGGGGAGAAUCCUAAUCAUAGAUGCUUCUUUUGGGGAUGGAGCCCACUGCCACUGAAGCCUGGUUCCUAGGGAAGGUUUCUGGGUGGCACACAUACCAAAGCUCCUCUGGCCUCUCCUGGGGUCUCUGUUCUUCCUACCCCUGAGGAACUCACAUUGUGCCCCUGGCCAGACUAUAGGGGACACUCAGCCCGAGUGGAGGUGGGACUAUAGAGAAAUGGGGGUGCCAGUGAGAGAAAAGAUUAUGUAAUAAAU
Grammomys surdaster is the source of this 2189-nucleotide messenger RNA. RefSeq names its product patatin like phospholipase domain containing 5 (gene Pnpla5). Bases 53 to 1351 code for a protein of 432 amino acids. The record is from RefSeq and is a predicted model, not a curated record. The transcript has 9 exons. Gene Ontology annotation, biological process: triglyceride catabolic process; lipid homeostasis. NCBI's taxonomy places the organism in Eukaryota, Metazoa, Chordata, Mammalia, Rodentia, Muridae. Gene Ontology annotation, cellular component: membrane; lipid droplet; cytoplasm. Gene Ontology annotation, molecular function: triacylglycerol lipase activity.